Molecule: messenger RNA, 1303 nt
Organism: Coffea eugenioides
Lineage: Eukaryota; Viridiplantae; Streptophyta; Magnoliopsida; Gentianales; Rubiaceae
Exons: 4
Coding region: 23-823 (266 amino acids)
Cellular component (GO): nucleus
Source: RefSeq, a predicted model, not a curated record
CAAUAAUCAGGGAGGGGAAGAAAUGGGCGAGGACGGAGGAGAGGCGAAAGCCGCGGCGGGGGCGGGGGCGAAGAGGGUGGUGGUAGAAUCACUAGGAUGGUUGACGGAAUCCUCAAUUAUGCCCAAAAAGCACAGGGCAAUUGAGGGCGUUGGAGCGUCGUCGAUAUUGGAGCUCAAAGCACAACUUUACAAGUCUCAGGAGGAAUCCAAGAGGGACCGCCUCUCAAGGGACCCCAUAUAUACUUCCGACCACCACCAUCUCGAAGUCCACCGUGCUAAGAAGAAGAUCACAGCAGACAAUCCUUUUUCGCACAGAAACUCCGGUGUUGAAGCACGCGCUGCCAAGGAUAAGCUGGAGUUAAAAGCUGUCAAUGAUGGAUCAGCAAGCUAUGCAGCAUUGGAGAGGAAAGCUGAGUUGUAUGAGAAGCUGGUCAGGGGAGAACUUUCUGACGAGGAAGAUAAAGAGAAAUAUUGUGUUGAUUUUUUCAGGAAGGGACUUGAGCAUGAUGAGUUGCAGCAGCCUCAAGGGCAUGCAUCUUCUAACACGGAAUGGCACGAUGAAGAUGGUGGAGAUGAUGGUUCUGUGGUUCCCAUCAUUAGACCUGUUGGACUUGGACAGACUGCUGCCACUGUGGACAGAAGUGAACAUAAGCGUUUUGUCAUGGAAGUGCAUGAAGAAGCAAAACUGGCGAGGGAAAAAGCAUCUGAUCUCAAAAUUAGGAGGCAAGAGCAAGCUGCGGCUCGUCAGGAGAAAUUAAAGCGGGCCUAUUUAAAAAAGCAGCUUGAAAAAUUGAAAGCUUCCUCUAAAGGAGACCAGAUUUGACCAACAUAGGAUCUGGAAAUUGAUCAUUACCUGGUGUUAAUGAGGGAUUGAAUGAGACUGAAGUUCAUCCAAAGUCAAGUCAGUGUUCCCUUGGUGAAAGCUGGGGCAUGAGAUCAAGCCUUGAAGACUUGUAUUACUAUAAUCCCAAUACCUGAUUGCCAGUGAAGGCUAUACCUGAGAUCGUCCAUUUUGUCUAUCCAUUGUUAAAGCAUCAGCAAGUUUAUGUAUUUAGGUGCUUUCAGUUCCUUUGAUCAUUCCAAUUUGAGGAAACUGGCGAGGAACUUGUUGAAAUGGACUGUGCCUGGAAGACCAACUGCAUUCAUAUUUGGCCUGAUGACGGAUAGAAAAGAGAUUACCUGUAUAGAAAAAAUGCAAAAGAAGUUGCGCAACGGAUAGUCCUCUGAAUGCGAGGAGAUGUAAUUGUUUUUUAUUGGUUUAAUGAUAAUUGAUUUCAUUGGGAUGGUUUUUUGGGGAUGAUAA